AUGCGGCAGAGUCUUGUUGCUGCAGCCGCCCAUAGGCAGCUUCCGUUUCGAUUCCAACGGCCGACUGGCAUUGUAGAGAUCGACAAAGGACUCCAGAAGUUUUUGGGCGAUAUGGAGAAUGUACUAAUGAAAAAGUUCGACGAUACGCGAACAGAUCGAAUGCACUUAACAGAAGAGGAUUAUGGCUUUCUCAGUACCAAAGCAAGUUAUGAUUUUUCCCUAGAAAGUGGUAUCGACAAAUUUACAGGACUACUAUCUAACAGAAUCUCAAAAUCUGGGGAAGAAGCUAGUCUUAGUCAGAGUAAAUUUCCCAGUGACAAUCACGAGCCACAUCAUCCAAAAUUCCCACCACUCUUUGCCAAUUUGACCAUAGAAGACCUCAAGCAAUUAUUUGACAUUCUCAGAAACGGUAGUCUCACAAAAGAGGAACGAGACAACAAACUGAGUGAAUGGGCUAAAGCUCGAGGAUCUGAAUUUGCGGAGAAGUUUGAAGAAAUAAAAAAGAAACUCGAUCAGUUUGCAGCAGAACUUGAAGAAGCAGAAAAUAAGCUUGUCCAAAAUGUUACGACACUGAUGAAAGAACUCAGUGCGAUCAAAAAUAAUAUGCAGCUUACAAUAGACGAGGAAAAGAGCGAAGUCAAGUCACUUCUUUCCAGUUACCCAAGGUCUGUGAUUAAGGUUAUGAAAUUGGUAAAAUCUCAAGCUUUCAAAAAUGUUAUCUUUUCUCGUCCAGCAGUAUCACCACUGCCAUCUGAAGCCACUCCAGCAGCGAAAGAUGAUUAA
This is a messenger RNA of Enterobius vermicularis (human pinworm), 783 nucleotides long. The record is from the annotation of a GenBank genome assembly. Lineage: Eukaryota; Metazoa; Nematoda; Chromadorea; Rhabditida; Oxyuridae.